This is a messenger RNA of Pocillopora damicornis (cauliflower coral), 3571 nucleotides long. RefSeq names its product AP-2 complex subunit alpha-2. Gene Ontology annotation, biological process: intracellular protein transport; clathrin-dependent endocytosis. The record is from RefSeq and is a predicted model, not a curated record. Lineage: Eukaryota; Metazoa; Cnidaria; Anthozoa; Scleractinia; Pocilloporidae. Gene Ontology annotation, molecular function: clathrin-cargo adaptor activity. Gene Ontology annotation, cellular component: AP-2 adaptor complex; membrane coat.
UGGUCCUGGCCUCGCUUUGAAGGAUGUUUGAUGGCGGCUGCCAUCUUCCGUCUCCAAUUUAGCCCGAGAGGACCGAAUAUCCACCAUCGCGUCGCGAUUGGCACCGGUAGCUAGUUUCCUGCAACCCUAAAACGGUACAAGUCGGAUUACACAGUUCUGGUCAGUCAUCAAGUGAAUAUUCCGCUUGCAUCGGACCUGAGCCUAGGUGCUUGUGAAGUGGGCUGUGUCAGAUUUGAAGACUGAUAUUGUGGAACACUAUACUACUCAACCAAGAUGCCCGCGGUAAAAGGAGAGGGAAUGAGGGGCUUAGCCGUUUUCAUUUCUGACAUUAGGAACUGUAAAUCUAAAGAAGCUGAGAUGAAGCGGAUAAACAAGGAGCUUGCAAAUAUUAGAAAUAAAUUCAAAGGCGAUAAGCAGUUAGAUGGUUACCAAAAGAAGAAGUACGUUUGCAAGCUUCUGUUUAUAUUUCUUCUUGGCCACGAUAUCGAUUUUGGUCACAUGGAAGCCGUGAAUCUGCUAUCGUCUAACAAGUAUACGGAAAAACAAAUCGGGUACCUUUUUAUCUCAGUCCUUGUGAGUGCAAACAGUGAACUCAUCAAGCUGAUUAUCCAAAGCAUCAAGAAUGACUUGUCCAGUCGCAAUCCCAUCAAUGUCUGUCUUGCUCUACAAUGCAUUGCAAACAUUGGCAAUGAGGAGAUGGUAGAGGCAGUCGGCAAAGAAGUCCCCAAGUUAUUAGUCUCCCCCGACACUAAUGACAGUGUGAAGCAGUGCGCUGCACUCUGUGUUCUGAAACUCUUCAGGCUUAAAACAGAUAUCUUGCCUCCUGGAGAGUGGACAUCAAGAAUAGUUCAACUGUUAAAUGAUAAGCAUCUGGGUGUGGUAACCUCAGCAGCCAGCCUUAUCCAUGGAUUUGUCCAUUAUUUUGCGGACGAGUACAAGGGUUGUGUUCAGCUGGCAGUCUCAAGACUUAGUAGGAUUGUGACAUCAUCUUACACGGACCUUCAAGACUACACCUACUACUUUGUUCCUGCUCCAUGGCUUUGCGUCAAGCUUAUUAAACUUCUCCAGAUGUACCCUCCUCCAGAUGACCCUGCUGUCUUUGGGAGGCUAAAUGAGUGUUUGGAAACCAUUCUCAACAAGGCUCAGGAACCACCCAAAUCAAAGAAAGUUCAGCAUUCAAAUGCAAGGAAUGCUGUCCUCUUUGAAGCAAUCAAUUUGAUUAUACACAUGGACAGUGAGCAAAGCUUGUUGAUAAGAGGCUGUAACCAACUGGGUCAAUUUUUGACACACAAGGAGACCAACUUGAGGUAUCUUGCUUUGGAAGGAUUGUGCUUGAUGUCAAAUUCUGAGUUUUCAGUUGAUGCAGUUAGGAAACAUCAGGAGACUGUUGUUGGAGCACUGAAGACUGAACGAGAUGUCAGUGUACGUCAAAGAGCUGUUGACCUCCUCUAUGCCAUGUGUGACAAAAACAAUGCUGAAGAGAUUGUUUCUGAAAUGUUAACUUACCUGGAAACUGCUGAUUACUCCAUCAAAGAGGAAAUGGUGUUGAAAGUGGCAAUACUUGCAGAGAAGUUUGCAACAGAUUAUUCCUGGUACAUGGACACUAUCCUUACACUUAUAAGAAUUGCUGGGGAUUACGUCAGUGAAGAGGUUUGGUUUCGUGUGAUCCAAAUAGUGAUAAAUCGAGAUGACAUCCAGGGCUAUGCUGCAAAGACAGUGUUUGAAGCACUGCAGUCUCCAUCAUGCCAUGAGAACAUGGUCAAAGUUGGUGGCUACAUUCUUGGAGAGUUUGGAAAUCUUAUUGCAGGAGACCCAAGGUCAAGUCCCAUGGUUCAAUUCCAGCUGCUGCACAGUAAGUUUCCACUUUGCGCAUCCUCCACAAGAGGCCUGCUGAUGUCAACAUACGUCAAGUUUAUUAAUCUCUUCCCAGAGAUCAAGGGAUACAUCCAAGAGAUUUUGCGUAGUGAUAAUAACCUCAAAAAUUCUGAUGCUGAGAUCCAGCAGAGAGCUUUGGAGUACUUAAAGCUUAGUACUGUUGCAUCUCCAGAUGUUUUGGCUACUGUUCUUGAAGAGAUGCCACCAUUCCCAGAACGUGAGUCUUCCAUCUUAGCAAAACUGAAGAAAAAGAAGCAGGAGAAAACAGGAAUCAUUGAGAAAGAAGAGAAGACUGAACCAGUGGAAAAACCAACUGCUAAUGGCCAGGUUCCUGUUACUAUUAACGAGGCUCCUGCCCCCAAUCCAGCCCUACAACCAGACCUGCUGGGUACAGAGACAAUAGUUUCAAAGCCUUUGACAAAUAACUUUGGACCUCCCGAGACAGGAGGAGGUGGCCUUCUUGUAGACGUGUUUGAGAUGCCUCCAGCCCCCAUGGCAGGGAGUGCUCCAUCCAUAACCCCAGGGGCAGAGGAAAAUCUCAAGAAAUUUGUGUGUAAAAACACUGGGGUUCUUUUUGAAACUGACAUCCUACAAGUUGGUAUCAAAUCGGAAUUCAAAGACGAUAAAGGGGCUCUUGGUGUGUUCUAUGGCAACAAGACCUCAUCCCAGUUUGUUUCAUUUUCUUCCAUGGUCCACUUGCCGGGAGAUCUUAAUACUCACAUCAAAGUUGACACCAAUUCUCCUCCAAACAUUGUGGAGGGCGGAGCACAAGUCAAACAGAUGAUAAAUGUAGAAUGUAUCUCAGAAUUCAAAGACCAUCCACUCAUAGAUCUUCAAUUCGGUGUGAACGGCACGAGCCAAAGAAUUGUCCUUCCAGUCCCACUGUUUCCUUCCAAAUUCUUCGCGCCGACAGAUAUGAACUCGCAAGACUUCUUUUCCAGAUGGAAACAAUUGGGAAACCCGGAUCAAGAGUGCCAGCAGAUUUUUAAGGCUAAGUUUCCAAUUGAUACAGAGACAAUUAAGACAAAGCUCGUUGGCUUUGGAGUUUCCCUACUUCAGAAUGUAGACCCUAAUCCGGAGAACUUUGUGUGUGCCGGUAUAAUUAAAGGAUCAACCGUUCAAAUAGGAACACUGCUUCGACUAGAACCUAAUAGACAAGCUCAAAUGUUUAGACUGACAAUAAGAAGCUCAAGACCACAUGUAGCCACAACUCUAGUAGAGUUAUUGGUAGAUCAGUUUUAAACCUGUUUUCCAGGUAGAGAGAUUCGCACGGUGCAUCUGUCAUAAUACAGUGCAUCUGGAGUAAACCAGUCUUUUUGUGAACCAUUGGGGAGAUCAUUUUGAUCAGCCCAUCUACUUCAUUAUCUUCUGAUGCCUUACAUGUGUUGUAAUAUACAUGUGUUGUAAGAGAGCUUUACCAUUGACUUAAGACUGUAAUUUAGUUUUUGACGUAACACUUUCUUAUAAACCCCGUGAAUCUCCUGUAGUGUUCCUUAGCCAAUCAGAGCGAGGGUGAGGGCGACUUCUUUUCCUGUGCUGUGGUUGGUUAAGUCUUCAGUUUUAGUUGUGGCAUGUUGCCAUUUCCUCAGUUGAGUAAAGAAGGAAAAAUUAUCAGCCGAACAAGCAAGGUAUGAUCAUUUAGCCUGCGCUUUCUUAAUAAUUGCGAGCUUGUAACACAAAACAGUCCGCCUGAUUU